Stegodyphus dumicola is the source of this 3961-nucleotide messenger RNA. Its product is annotated as synaptotagmin-10-like. The record is from RefSeq and is a predicted model, not a curated record. Gene Ontology annotation, cellular component: plasma membrane; exocytic vesicle. Gene Ontology annotation, biological process: calcium-ion regulated exocytosis. NCBI's taxonomy places the organism in Eukaryota, Metazoa, Arthropoda, Arachnida, Araneae, Eresidae. Gene Ontology annotation, molecular function: SNARE binding; calcium-dependent phospholipid binding; phosphatidylserine binding.
GAGAAGGUUGAUCUGGGAGAAGUAAUGCUAUCAUUAUGCUACCUUCCGACAGCUGGGAGAUUAACUGUAACCAUUAUCAAAGCGAGGAAUCUCAAGGUCAUGGAUAUAACAGGAUCGUCAGAUCCGUAUGUGAAAGUUUCUCUCAUGUGCCAAGGCAAGAGAGUGAAGAAGAAAAAGACGUCUGUCAAGAAGAGUACUCUCAACCCCGUUUAUAACGAAGCUCUGGUGUUCGAUGUGCCAGCUGAGAAUAUCGAAGACGUCACACUCGUUGUCAAAGUGAUCGAUUACGACAGGGUGGGCCCUAAUGAAGUGAUGGGCAUUUGUGCCAUAGGUAGCAGUUGCAUCGGUUUGGGCCGUGACCACUGGAUCGAGAUGUUAGACAACCCCCGUAAGCCUGUUGCCCAAUGGUAUCCUCUUCAAGAAUCCUUGUCCGGUCUAGCCGUGGAUACUGUGACCUCCAAGUCGUCCUCCAUCAAAUGCAUCAGCAUGAGAUGACUGUGAAGGACAUCACAUUCCAUACUGAAGAGAUUCUUCACGUAUAUGUCAUCAUCUCCGAAAAGCCUUUGGUAGGGCAUUUGUUGUGCCUCUUGACAACACUGGAUUGGUUUCACCCUCUCCCUUAUCCUUAAGCAAAGAUGGUUGGAAAGAAACAAGACCGUCGCUAAACUCACCGAAGUUGUUAUGCUUGUCGCCACACUUUACACAACUCUUAACAACUAUCCUGGAGUUUUUUCCCUGCUUGGGAAAUUAAAGGACAUAACGUGGCACAACCCCAUUUCCUUUCUACCUCCUAACCUCUUCGCGAUAAACCAUAGAAUAUUCUCAAGUGUGUGUACCAAACAAGGUUGAAAUUUUUAUUGCUGUAUUUACAAUUAACUGAAUUCUUGUGUAAAAAUUAUUUUUUGUUCUUUCUCUAGAUAUCUGUUCUAAUGAAUUACUUAAUUAAUAAGCACUGGUCAUAAGAUUUCUUUUAAAUAUAACAAAACGUUUUGCUAUGUUUUUUCGUCACAUUCGCAAGUUGUGGAUAAACAUGAAAUCGCAUAAGACGUACUGAAAUUAAACUCUGAUUUAAUAUUAAGUAAAACAAAUUAUGUAUGUAUCAGUAUAUUAAUAUUCUUCAUUUGAAAAAUAAUUUAAGGAGUUUAGCAAUCCUAAAUUUUAUUAUGCAUUAAAAUAAUUCAAGGAGUUUAGCAAUCCUAAAUUUUAUUAUGUAAGAGAGGUUCGCAUGCCAUAUUUAUUCCUAAAUGCUUUAUAAGUAUCUAAGCCGAAUCUAUUUGGCAGGAUAGAAUGCGUCAUAAGUGGCUAUUCGAAUAUUGCAUAUUCCAAAAAAGGUUGAUAUCGACGUAACUACGAGUAGAAGGUAUGAUAUGUGAAUGCUAGGUUUCAUUGAGAAAUUUCUAAAAUAUUACAACUUAAGAAAAAUUAUAUCUUCUAUAUAGAACAUUCUGUUCGAAUAUAUCUAAUGUCAGUCGCCAUACUUAAUUUAGUAGUAUAAAGUAAAAAUGAAACGAUGUAUUAUGUCUGAAAGGAAAUAUGUUUUCAGAAGUUACAACAUUUAUAGGGCCUUGAAGGAGUUUCAUAGAUGAUAUUUAAAACCUAGACGUUUUUCUGCCAAGUAUAUUGCAACAACUCUUCAUUCAAUAUAUUUAUGGUUCGGAUGACGAACUGAAUGAAGUUCUCGAGCAUUAUUUUGUAUAUAUUUUAUUUAUAUGCAGUGGACGCCGCUUAAUACCAUUACGAUUGAUGUUAUCAUUCGGAUACUACUGUUGAUUAACCAAAGUUCUGCCGUUUUAUAUACAAAAAGAAUGAAAAAUGCAUCGCUCAUUUUUAUCAAAAAUCCGGUUAACAUGAUCGAAAUGUUAAAAAAAUGAAAUUUUUAAACUGAACUACAGUCGCCAAAUAAAAGGUAAAUUAUCCAAAUAAGUUCAAAUGAUUGUCAAGCGACAAAGAAAUGUCAGUAAAGGAAUAAGUCGCCAAACAGUUUGGUUUCAAUUUCAGUGAACCAUUUAAAAUUAGGCAAAAAACAAUAACUUUUGUUCGACAUAGAUUUUCUGUAAUUCUAUCCGUUUUGAGAGCAAUCGGACACAGGUUCCCCUUCUUCAACAGCAAAAUCAUUCAGCAGAAUUUUUUCCCUGAAAAAAAUUUAACAUACUGAUAACGAGGAAUGACCUCUGAGUAUUAAUCAGAAGAAACAUUUUCAAAAAUGUUACGAACAGUUUUGAGUGUUAUCAAAAUAGUCUUAGAAAACGGGAUCACAUUAACCGGCGAGUACACUUGCAUUUAGAAUAUCUAAAAUUAUACAAAAGCGUUGGGAUCCCAUCUUUAUUUCCUUCAACGAAGCACAUUUGUAACUUUUUCAAAUGUAAAAAUAACAUUAUUAUAUUUCAAAAUCAAAUAUCUUAUAAAAACCUUAGUAUGACAACUUGUGAUAUCAUUGUAGAAAUAUGACUUAUAAUUUAAACUGAAAUCUCCUUGAGUUAUGUUUCAAAUGUAACACACAUGUUUCAAACGUGUGCAUGGCUGAUUUUAUGUUUCAUUAAGAUUUCGAAACUGAAUUAGUAAAUAAAGAGCAACCAUUAUUUAAUUUUACAGUAAACAAUAAACCUGUUAUACUACUUUAGCACUUUUUAUGAUUAUUUUAAAAGGAUUUUUUAUCAUCUUUGUUACUGAAAAAUGUUUUCAAAGAUUAUGCAAUACUAGCGUUAUAAAUUACCUGAAUUUAUAAUCAGUCAGUUUAUUUCAAAGUAACACUGACUAUAAAAUAUGGCGAUACAGUACAAUAAUAUAAAUACAAAUUGUAAUAAUAUUAUAACCUAUAAAUUUCAAGUUUAAUCGGUAUACGCGAUAGUAAUAUAAGGUUAUAUAAAGUGAAUGGCGAUUGAAGUAUAAAAUUAGAAUUUCCUAACACUGAUUUUUUAAAAAAGGAGCAUGUUUCCUUUCAUAUCUCAGAAUAGUGUUCGGGUUGCUGCAUUUUUAAUGACCUUUUCUUCUUAGUUUAUUUUGUAUUAAUCUAUUUAUCAAAAUUCUCUGUUUUUGAUUACAAAACUCUCAUAGCAAGUACUAACCGAAACCAAAUAUUAAUUAUCUUUAAGGUCUGGAAAUGUAUUUUUCAAGUUUACCAAAAAUCUUUAACUAAAUUUAAAACUUAGUAAUUAAGUCACUUUUAAGUAAUUUUUAUUACCAGUGCGUAAUCGUUUUACCUUAUGUUUUUCAUUUUUUCUUACGUAAUAACUUAUGUUGUUAAUAUUAUUUUGUUAUUUAAUGCUAUGUUUAAUAAAAUGCGAAUUGGUAGUUACGAGCUGUAAUUGUUUAAAUGAACGUAACUGUUUUGCUAUUGUUUAUAAAACUGUAAUACUUCCAAAACAUUACUCAAUGCCGCUUUCAAAUCAUUUCAUUAAUUUCACUUCAACAUCAUUAUGCAUUUUGUUUUUCAAUUUUAUUAUCCUACGAAGUAGAUUUGUGAAAAUUAACGAUUUAAAAUUAAUUACUUUGCUUCGAAGGCCAUUUUAUUGCAGAAUUUAUAUCUGAGUGGGCAUCUUAAGUUGACAUUAACAAUUUUAAACAAACGGUACUUGAUGUUUGCAUUUGACGCAAAUUGCCAAAUCUAGCUUUGGUAUCUUUGGAUCUAAUCUUUGGUAAAAAAUGAAUUUAUAAAUAAAUAAAUUUUAAAUUGUUAUGUAAUAAAUAAACCCAGGUGUAAAAUGUUUUAAUCCAUUCACAGAAAUUCUGUUUUGAAAUGAAAUUUUUUUAUGUUUAUGAAUUAAAUUUUCUUUCAAUAAUUGUUUCGAGUUAGUAAUUAAUGUACAAAAUUAUAAAUGUUUUUUUAACCUUAAAUUGAUGAAAUAAAGAAACAAAAUUGGAGAUGAAAUUCUGUUUUGAAAUACAAAACUCUGAUGUUUAUGAAUUUAAUUUUCUUUCCAUCAUUAUUUUGAGUUGUUAAUAAAUACACAAAAUUAUGCAA